AUGCCUUCCUACGACCAAGCCUACAGCCAAUCCGCCGCCUCAACCGCCCAAAACCCACCGUCUGAUCCAACACCACCAACAUCCUCUCUGCCCCCCGCCGCCCUCGACCUCGCCGCCAAACUCUUCGAUCUCGCCCGCGCCGGCACCACACCGGCUCUCCAACAAUACCUCAGCGCGGGAAUACCCAAGAACCUGACAAAUGCGUCGGGCGACACGCUGCUGAUGUUGACUUCAUAUCACGGGCACGCAGAGACGGCGCGCAUGCUGUUGGAGAAUGGCGCGGAUGCAAAUGUGCUGAAUGCGAGGGGCCAGAGUCCGAUUGCUGGCGCGGUGUUUAAAGGGUAUGAUGAUGUGGUUAGGGCGCUGUAUGAGGGCGGGGCGGAUGUGAGGUUGGGGCAGCCGAAUGCGGUGGAUUGUGCGCGGAUGUUUAAGAGGAGUUCUUGUAUGAAGUUGUUUGGUGUUGAGGAGGGGGAGGGAGUCGAGAUACCCAUUGGCGAGUCGUAA
Molecule: messenger RNA, 504 nt
Organism: Parastagonospora nodorum SN15
Lineage: Eukaryota; Fungi; Ascomycota; Dothideomycetes; Pleosporales; Phaeosphaeriaceae
Exons: 1
Coding region: 1-504 (167 amino acids)
Molecular function (GO): protein binding
Source: RefSeq, a predicted model, not a curated record